ACAGUAAGCGAUGAGCGGAUUUGAUGACUCUGACUCUGACGUCUUUGCCGACUCUCUCGAUGACGAGCUUCUUGACCAGGCGGUAGAGCGUGCGGAGGUUAACCGCCGGGUUAAAGAGACCGUGAUACGGCGGCCACGGGCAGUUCAAAGGACUCUGACCGGCGAGGUAUUAGAAGGUGAAGUACCGGUGUACGAAGAGAUACACAGGGAGGUGACGUUCCAGCGGACCCAUCACGAACUCAACAGGCCAAACCUCGGCUCGUACAUCUAUCCGAGUAACUUCGACGUGAGAGACUACCAGUACGACAUCAUAGCAAAGGCUCUCUACACAAACCUGCUAUGUGCCAUUCCAACAGGUAUGGGUAAGACCUUCAUUGCCUCGACCGUGAUGCUUAACUACUACAGAUGGUUCACGAAGGGCAAGAUCAUAUUCAUGGCGCCAACGAGGCCCCUUGUGGCUCAGCAGAUCCAAGCGUGUCUCGGCGUGACUGAUAUACCCAGUGACGAUACCGCAGUGUUGUUGGACAAGUCACGGAAGAACAGACCUCAGAUCUGGGAGAGUAAGCGCGUCUUCUUCACAACACCUCAAGUUGUUGAGAAUGAUCUUAAGGCUGGUACUCUGAACCCCAAGGAGAUUGUAUGCCUCGUCAUCGAUGAAGCACACAGGGCCAGAGAGAAUUACGCAUACACCGGUGUUGUGAAGUUCAUUGACAGGUUCAACACCUCAUUCAGGGUGCUAGCUUUGACUGCGACGCCAGCAUCUGAUAUUGAAGGUGUCCAGGAAGUUGUGAACAACUUGCACAUCUCCCAUAUUGAAAUCAGAACUGAGGAGAGCGCCGACAUUGCCAAGUACAUGAAGGACAAGGAACAGGUGAGGAUCAAUGUCGAUUCAAAUGCUGAUAUGGAGGAUAUCAUUGAAAUGUUGGGGACUGCUAUUGAGCCAAUACUGAAGCAGGCAAAUGAGGCAAACAUCUACGAUGUGACUGAUCCGUCAAGGAUCAACGCAUUUGUAGUGAUGCAGAAGUCCAAGGCAGUAGUGACAAAUCCUUCGUUAAACGAAGGUGUUAAAUGGAAAUUCUUCUUCAUUUUGCAGGUCAUUGGAUACGUUGGACAGAUGCUGCGUAGGUUGAGGAUAUACGGCGUGAGAUCGUUCUAUUCAUACUUCACAGAUAAGUGCACAGAGUUUAGAACCAAAUACAAGCUGGGGAAAUCUUCAAACAAGCUAUCUGCAUCAUUCUUCUUCCAUCCAAUGCUAAAACAUAUAGAGAAGAGAUGCGAGGAAUUAUUAGAGGGCAAUAACUAUAUCAGCCAUCCAAAACUUGAACAUUUGAUUACCGAACUUGAAGAUUUUUGCACCCAUAAGAAAGAUUCAAGGGUGAUUGUCUUUACAGAGUUGAGGGAAUCUGCCUUGGAGAUUGUCCAGACCAUUGAUAAUACCCUUGGUGAUAAAUGUAAAGCUCAUAUUUUCAUUGGACAAGCUAAGGGAAAGGAAAAAUUCGAUGAAGAGGAGUAUAAGAUGAAAAAUAGCAAGAAAGGACGUGGUAAGAAGGCAAGAGAAGAGAGAAUUGAAAAGGAAUUAGCAAUUGCUGAACAACGACAGAACCAGAAGAAGCAAGAUGCCGAAAGAAGAGCUACAAGCCGUACAGGUACAUCUGAAGAGGCACAAUUGCAAGGUAUGAACCAGAAAAUGCAAAAGGAGUUAAUCAAGAAGUUCAAAAAAGGUGAAUUCCAAGUAAUAGUAGCCACUUCUAUUGGUGAAGAAGGUUUGGACAUUGGUGAGGUUGAUAUGAUCAUUUGUUACGACACCACCAGUAGUCCUAUUAAGAACAUUCAAAGAAUGGGACGAACAGGUAGAAAAAACGAUGGUAAAGUUGUACUCUUAUUUGCUUCGAAUGAGGAAUCGAAGUUCAACCAGGCAAUGCAUGACUAUGCUCUUGUUCAGAAGCGGAUCGAGCAAAACGACUUGGAGCUAAACGAAUCUGAUCGUAUAAUACCGAAGGACAUCAAACCUCGAUGCGAGAAGACGCUUAUUGACAUUCCUGAAAGCAAUUUGAUCAUCGCAAGAGGAGAAGAUUCAGACGAGGUUAUUAAGCAUGCAACACAGGCAAUGCUCGGAAAGACCCCAAAGAGUAGGAAAGGUACCACUCUGGGUAAAAGAUGCUCAAAGCUGAAGGACACGGAACCACCAACUUCAGCUCGCAAAAAGAGAUUUUUCAUGCCUGAUUUGCCAGAAGUAGGGUUUGUCAAAUCAUCUACAUUGGUUCGUAAG
Molecule: messenger RNA, 2269 nt
Organism: Williopsis jadinii
Lineage: Eukaryota; Fungi; Ascomycota; Saccharomycetes; Phaffomycetales; Wickerhamomycetaceae
Gene: MPH1
Product: 3'-5' DNA helicase
Exons: 1
Biological process (GO): double-strand break repair via synthesis-dependent strand annealing; replication fork reversal; interstrand cross-link repair
Molecular function (GO): hydrolase activity; four-way junction DNA binding; four-way junction helicase activity
Source: RefSeq, a predicted model, not a curated record